AUUUACUGUUAGGGAAACUGUCCACGUUUCCGGUAUUCUUGUUGCUAAACCUGGCAAUUUGACGCAAGUCCCCAGUGUGUGACUUCUGACACUCCUCUCUCAGCAUGGAAAACACACCUCAGUCCAGGCUUUACCCCUAGAGAAACUUCACACAAUUUAAACUUCGGAUUAUGGAUUCCUCUACAAACAGUUUGGAUGACGUGUCUGCAGACAGCAGCGCUGAGUUCCCAGACCGAGCUUCCAUGAUGGAGGUGCGUCUGCAGGCACAGGAGGAUGAGAUCACUCUGCUGAAAUCCUCACUGGCUGAUGCCCUUCGCAGGAUCCGCCUCCAUGAUCAGCUCUUACCAUUACUGAAACAGCAGCUGAUUGCAGUGAACCCAGGUGCUGCACGAGUGCUGAACCAAGUGUGUUGCUCAGAUGGUUGCACCAGCAGCAGAAAACUGUCCUCCAGCUCAGCCGUCGACGGGAUCCGCCACCCUGCUACCAGCCAACUGUCAGACAGCAUCGUGACCAAUGCGAAUGGCCACAUAGGGAGCCCAGUGUCGAUGAAGCCAAGACCAGCAACACUGGACAGGUCAACCCAGACAGAUCCCACCCUCCCAGGGCAGAACACUGGGCAAGACAGGGUCCCUCUGCCCAGGCGGGUCCAGAGCCUGCACCUGGAGGACGCCCUCCCACCAGGGGAGCCUGUGGUCGAGGGGACGCGGGCCAAGCUCUACCGUGUCCCUGGCUUGGAAGAGGAGGAUGAGGAGCAGGAGGAAGAUGAAGAAGGAGGAGGAGAAAAGGAGUUGAGUUGGACAUCAUCAGUGGAGGAGCCCAUUCAGCCUACCACCAUCAGAGGCCUCCAGAGGGAGGACUUCCAGGAUGGAAGCUGCUCUCCCGAAGAGCCGGGCUCUGCCUCAACCUCAGUCAGAACCUCAGACCAGAACCUCAGCUCCCGCUCCGGACCGCUGUCCCCCAUCCAGGAAGGAGAGAAGAAACCGCUGGUUCGUAGGAACAGCGAGAAACUGGGGAACCCGGAGAGGCAGAGGAAACGUUUGGACAAGAAGGCGGCGUCCUCAACCAACCUCCUCACCCGCUCACCCAGCCUGGAGAACCGGGCUAAGGAGCUGAUCGCCAGUGCAGGAUCCCCCGGGUCCAGAAGAGGAACCUACAGCCAAGGACAGUCUAUCAAAAUGUUCAUCCGAGGCCGGCCGAUAACCAUGUACAUACCCUCUAACAUCCAGAACUACGAAGACCUGAAGAUGGAGCCGCCCUCUGAGAGACUGGAGCUGGACUGGGUCUAUGGUUACCGGGGACGGGACUGCCGGGCCAACCUGUACUUCCUUCCAACGGGCGAGGCAGUGUACUUCAUCGCCUGUGUUGUUGUGCUUUACCACAUCAACAACCGCACACAACGCCACUAUAGCAAACACACAGAUUGUGUCCGCUGUCUUACCCUCCAUCCUGACAAGGUGCGAGUGGCAUCUGGCCAGACAGCAGGGGUGGAUAAAGACGGCAAGCCCCUGCAGCCUUGUGUUCAUAUCUGGGACUCCACUACCCUGGUCACCCUGCAGCAGAUCGGCCUGGGAACUUUCCAGAGGGGAGUGGGAUCAGUUGCAUUUUCCUUUGCUGAUUCUGGAGCGUUCCUAUGUGUGAUCGAUGACUCUAAUGAGCACAUGCUUUCAAUAUGGGACUGCAAGGGGACCAAGCAUGCAGAGGUCAAGAGCACCAACGAGGCUGUGUUUGCUGUAGAGUUUAACCCUAGCGACAGCACCAACAUCAUCACCUGUGGUAAAUCCCACGUGUACUUCUGGACGCUCAGUGCAGGACAGUUCACCAAGAAACAAGGCAUCUUUGGAAAAUACAAGAAGCCCAAGUUCAUCCAGUGCUUUGUGUUCAGUCUGACUGGAGAUGUUCUGACCGGAGACUCUGAAGGAAACAUCCUGACUUGGGGAAAAUCAGCUGCAGAUGUCAAAACGCUUGGCAAAGGAGCCAAAGAGACCUUCCAGAUCAUGCGACAGACCAGAGCCCAUGAAGGCAGUGUGUUCACCCUGUGCACCCUGCAGGGCGGGGCUCUGCUCAGUGGAGGAGGGAAAGACCGUAAAAUCAUCCGCUGGAGCGCUGACCUGGCACCUGAGAGAGAGUGUGAGAUUCUAGAAAAAUAUGGGGCAGUCCGUACCAUUGCAGAUGUGGAUGGGGAGGAACUAUUAGUUGGUACAACCCGUAAUGCCAUCCUCAGAGGCACCUUCUCAGAUGGAUUUGUGGCCAUAGUACAGGGCCAUGUAGAUGAGAUGUGGGGGCUGGCUACACACCCCUCUCAGAACAUCUUCCUCACCUGUGGUCACGACAGGCAAGUCUGUUUGUGGAACACAGAGGAACACAAGCUGGACUGGUGCAUCACCCUGGAGGAGUAUGGGUUGUGUGCUGGUUUCUGCCCUAAUGGAUCAGUGGUUUCAGUCGGCCUCAGCACAGGAAGGUGGAUGGUCCUUGACCUGGUGACCAGAGAGGUGGUCUCUGAGUCCACCGAUGGGAACGAGCAGCUGUCUGUCAUGAGAUACUCACCAGAUGGCAGCUUUUUAGCAGUUGGAUCCCAUGACAACUUCAUCUACAUCUACAAUGUGACUGAGAGCGGCCGACGUUACACCCGCUUCGGGAAAUGUAAUGGUCACUCUAGCUUCAUAACUCACCUGGAUUGGUCCAAAGAUGGAAAGUACAUUAUGUCUAAUUCAGGCGACUAUGAGAUCCUUUACUGGGACAUAGCAGCAGGGUGUAAACUGUUGAGGAAUCGCUUUGAGAGUAAAGACAGAGAAUGGGCCUCCUAUACCUGUGUGCUGGGCUUCCAUGUCAUGGGUGUGUGGCUGGAGGGCUCUGACGGCACAGACAUCAACGCCCUGUGUCGCUGACGACUCACAGUCCAGACCCCUGUCCUAAACCUAAGGUGGCUGUGGCUGAAAACCCUCCUGACUUCUGUAAGAGCAAAAGUCCACCUCUUCCAGUACCCCUGUCCUAAACCUAAGGCACCGAGCCACAAGUACGAGGGCCACGGCAGCCACGUCACCAACGUGUGCUUCACCCACAGCGACUCCCACCUCCUCUCCAUGGGUGGGAAGGACACCUGCAUCCUUCAGUGGAGGGUGAUGGGAGGCGGGGUGGGCGACGGCAGGGAGAGACUGGCCUCGGCCUCGUCCACUUCCACCAGCUCUCCAGAACCUGCCACCAGCUAGGAAGGACACCUGUUAUUAACUGUGACAGAGGGGGGACUGUUCAUACACAGCCAGAGAGGCAUGUUAGUCAUUGGCCAGCAGCCACAGUUAUCGGCUCAGACAAUCCUCUGCGGUGCCACUGCUGCGUCAGUUUCAUACAGAACAUGUAGAGGAAUCCUCUCCAGGACGAAUGUCCAUAUUAAAUUUACACUUACACACCUCCAUAAUCAUGUAAAUCCUUCUGAAACUGGACAGUGUGAUCCUUCCCUUAACACAGAGUCUUUGUCAUUCUGUUGGAUAUGUGGUGAGGAUCGUUAGAGGUGGUCAUGUAUGUUUGGUGGUACACAACAUGACUUGACUUCUUUGGUGACCAAGAUGUUGGUUUCAGUGAACAUUCCUGUGUUUUAGUCCAUCUUGUUUAUCAAACUUACCAAAGUGCUGCAUCGUGGUGUGCGCCAUCUAGUCUAUAAAGACUUUUUCAUAAUGUUUUAACAUAUUUUGAAUAUUUUAGCAGUGUUUGGUAGACAUCUCAGCUAAUAAUGAAGCUGUUUUUAUGCUUGCUUUAGACAGACUGUGACAAACCUGUUCCAAUGACAUCAACUCUCAGCAUUUCUGACUAAUUAACUUCUCUAACAGUAGAUCAGUACAUGAUUACUUUACAGUUUUAUAUAUUUAAGAGAAUAUUGGGAAUGCGGUGAUGUUGUUCCUGUCAAGCUCCCAAUAAAUAACUGAAGACUGGAAAGUG
This is a messenger RNA of Siniperca chuatsi (mandarin fish), 3930 nucleotides long. It is a transcript of the gene eml3, whose product is annotated as EMAP like 3. The transcript is spliced from 24 exons. Gene Ontology annotation, cellular component: mitotic spindle. Gene Ontology annotation, molecular function: microtubule binding. The record is from RefSeq and is a predicted model, not a curated record. The coding region runs from base 171 to 2885 and encodes 904 amino acids. Gene Ontology annotation, biological process: microtubule cytoskeleton organization. NCBI's taxonomy places the organism in Eukaryota, Metazoa, Chordata, Actinopteri, Centrarchiformes, Sinipercidae.